This is a messenger RNA of Ornithodoros turicata, 765 nucleotides long. RefSeq names its product kunitz-type U19-barytoxin-Tl1a-like. The record is from RefSeq and is a predicted model, not a curated record. Bases 1 to 735 code for a protein of 244 amino acids. The transcript has 5 exons. Lineage: Eukaryota; Metazoa; Arthropoda; Arachnida; Ixodida; Argasidae. Gene Ontology annotation, molecular function: serine-type endopeptidase inhibitor activity.
AUGAUCAAACCUGUUCCGGGUGACAAGAUUUUAAACUUUAUUGACAUUGUGAGCGACCUGCCCCAAGUUGUCGACAUCACCAGCCUUCAAGUAGGCUCCACAGACGUUGGCGAGACCUCAGUUUUCUCCUGCGUGAAAGGUUUCGACUUCCUCUUGUCCCAAACGUAUGAAUACGUGGAGCGGAUAUGGCGCUUUAUCCAUGUGAAGAAAGCUCAAUUUUCCUCUCCACGUUUACACACGAAGCGAGAUCUCAGGGUCUUAGCCACGUCAUCAAAAACAGAGAAGAGAUGUCGACUAGAUGCUGAUCGUGGGCCCUGCAAGGCGUACAACCCCCGGUGGUUUCAUAACUUUACCAGUGGGGAGUGUGAAGAAUACAUUUAUGGCGGCUGUCGCGGGAACGCCAACAGAUUUGCUAACAAGAAAGCCUGCACAGAUGCAUGCAAGAGAGUACUCCCAAAAGCAUGCACGCUGCCCAGCACAGAAGGUGUCUGCAGAGCCGGUUACGACAGAUGGUAUUUCAAUGAAACACUCAGCGAGUGCAAGAAAUUUGAUUAUGGAGGAUGUGGAGGUAACAGUAACGGGUUCAACACGAAAAAAGAGUGCAGGGACUUUUGCAUACGAAAGAAACAACCUGCAGGAGGUUCUGGAAAGAAGCCCGACAAUGAGAGGCGCCCCAAGCCUAAGAACCCGAAGAAUGGAGGGUCCGCUCGGGGAAAAUCGAAGCAGAGCGCAUGAGGCUCUUAUCAUGACGAAUUGUAAUGUGAA